Messenger RNA from Theobroma cacao (cacao), 2554 nucleotides. RefSeq names its product carotenoid isomerase (gene CRTISO). The record is from RefSeq and is a predicted model, not a curated record. Lineage: Eukaryota; Viridiplantae; Streptophyta; Magnoliopsida; Malvales; Malvaceae. Gene Ontology annotation, biological process: carotenoid biosynthetic process. Gene Ontology annotation, molecular function: oxidoreductase activity; carotenoid isomerase activity.
AAACCAAGACAUCAUCUGCUGAACAACAAUUGGAACUGCACAAAUGGAACCGUCUUUGUCUUUAUUCCUACAAGUAACCAAAACGGAUCAUGGUUUUGGCAUCAGAUGAGAGAAGACCCCAAUCACCCAUAAAUCCCAUCAAAAUCCAAAAUCAUUUGGUGUAAAAUAAAGAAUAAUUGUUUCUCCUAUAAACACUUUCCAUACCAGAAGUAGGUUCCUCUCUCCACUUACCAUUCUCAAUUUUUAAUAUUUUAUUAACAACGAACAAUCCAGUUCAAACCUCAAUACCCAUUUCCCAAAACUCCAGAAUUCAGUCCUUUGAUACUUCAAAAACCUUGACUUGGGGGGUUGUUACCAGCUCAAUUCUGAAAAGUCGGGUGGUUUCCAAAACUGAACCUUCCAUCUUUUCAGCAAGUUGAACCCUUAGUUUCCAACAACUACAAGCGUUGUAACAUGAAUUUAGGGUGUUAUCAAACCAUUCUGUUAAACAAAUUCGUUCCCAGAAAUGUGGAAACCAAGUUUCUGUCUUGUAAUCCAUCGAAAAGUGCACAUUCCAAUGGUAAAAAGGCUGGUAGUGUCAAAUUAAAGUAUUUUCAGGUGAUUCAGAGGAAAAAGGGCUUUACUUUGAGGUCGAAAUCGAUGUUGAGUGUAGAUAGUGUGGUGGAGAUAGAUAGAAAGGAAGGAAUUGGUCGGGAGAGUAAAUAUGAUGCAAUUGUCAUAGGAUCAGGGAUUGGAGGGUUGGUUGCAGCUACACAGCUGGCAGUGAAAGGAGCUAAGGUUCUGGUAGUGGAGAAGUAUGUUAUUCCUGGAGGUAGUUCUGGGUAUUACCAGAGGGAUGGAUACACUUUUGAUGUAGGAUCUUCUGUGAUGUUCGGCUUCAGUGAUAAGGGUAAUCUCAAUUUGAUAACUCAAGCAUUAGCGGCAGUUGGGCGUGAGAUGGAGGUGAUUCCUGAUCCCACCACAGUCCAUUUCCAUCUACCCAAUAACCUUUCUGUUCGAGUACAUAAAGAAUACAGUGAAUUUAUUGAGGAACUUACGAGUAGAUUUCCACAUGAGAAGGAAGGGAUCCUCAAAUUCUAUGGCGAAUGCUGGAAGAUCUUCAAUGCCUUGAACUCAUUGCAAUUGAAGUCACUUGAGGAGCCAAUCUACCUUUUUGGACAGUUCUUUCAGAAGCCUCUUGAAUGUUUGACACUCGCUUAUUACCUGCCCCAAAAUGCUGGAGAUAUUGCUCGAAAGUACGUGAAGGAUCCCCAGUUGUUGUCUUUCAUAGAUGCAGAGUGUUUCAUAGUGAGCACAGUUAAUGCUUUGCGGACACCAAUGAUCAAUGCAGGCAUGGUUCUAUGUGACAGGCAUUUUGGAGGAAUUAAUUAUCCUGUUGGUGGUGUUGGUGGAAUUGCACAGUCUUUGGCUGAAGGCCUGAUUGAUCAGGGUAGUGAAAUACUUUACAGGGCAAAUGUGACUAACAUUAUACUUGACCAGGGCAAAGCUGUGGGAGUGAGGCUUUCAGAUGGAAGGGAGUUUUUCGCCAGAACCAUAAUAUCAAAUGCUACUAGAUGGGAUACAUUUGGGAAGCUGUUAAAAGGAGAAAACCUUCCAGAAGAAGAAGAAAAUUUUCAGAAAGUUUAUGUUAAGGCUCCAUCGUUUCUUUCAAUUCACAUGGGUGUUAAGGCUGAUGUUCUCCCUUCAGAUACAGAUUGUCAUCAUUUUGUGCUCGAGGAUAACUGGACAAGAUUAGAGGAACCAUAUGGGAGUAUCUUUUUAAGCAUUCCAACCGUUCUUGAUUCGUCGUUGGCUCCAAAAGGGCGUCAUAUUCUUCACAUAUUUACAACUUCUUCCAUAGAAGAUUGGGAGGGACUUCCUCCAAAGGAGUAUGAGGCAAAAAAGGAGCAAAUUGCAGAGGAAAUCAUUGGGAGGUUGGAGAAGAAAAUAUUUCCAGGGCUUAAAUCAUCCAUUGUUUUUAAGGAGGUAGGGACCCCAAAGACACACAGGCGGUUCUUGGCUCGGGACAUGGGUACUUAUGGACCAAUGCCUCGUGAAAUUCCCAAGGGCUUAUUGGGAAUGCCAUUCAAUACAACAGGCAUAAGAGGUCUUUAUUGUGUUGGAGAUAGCUGCUUUCCUGGACAAGGUGUUAUAGCAGUUGCUUUUUCAGGAGUAAUGUGUGCUCAUAGGGUUGCUGCCGAUAUUGGGCUUGAGAAGAAAUCUCUUAUAUUAGACACUGUUCUUCUUCGAUUACUUGGCUGGUUAAGGACAUUGGCAUAAGGUAACAUAUGAAAAGACACAAGACAUAACACGAUUAUUAAUUUGCUAGACCAGCAUAGCCUGGAGUGCUGAUUCAGGUUCAGACAAAUAUGUAUAGUUGGAAUGCCACUGAAGCUUGGCAAGAUAUUUCUCAAAGUUAUCUUUUAAAAGAUUUGGCCAUUAGUCAUUUAUCUGUACUUAUCCCAAGGUGUAAGUACAUGUCUAUAAAACUUGAGUGGCCUUCAUGUAUACAACUUGCACAUAGGUAAUUAAUCACUGGUGGUACUUUGCCACCUAGCAGUGACUUACCAAUGUU